Fraxinus pennsylvanica is the source of this 1281-nucleotide messenger RNA. The record is from the annotation of a GenBank genome assembly. NCBI's taxonomy places the organism in Eukaryota, Viridiplantae, Streptophyta, Magnoliopsida, Lamiales, Oleaceae.
AUGAUGGUGUUGAAUCUGUGUAGACUGGUUGUGGUUCCCUUUGCAACAGGUCCAGAAGCUUCUAUUGCUGAGUUGACCGAUUUUAUUUGUGCUGCUCAAUUAUCAAGGGAGGCAGAUGUUUAUCUACCAGAUGAUGAUCUCAAGCCAAGAUAUAAUGGAGUUAGCAAGAUCAAGAAGAGAAAGUUCUUUGACAUUUGUAAAAAGAAAAAUGAUCCCGAGACAGAGACCAUACGUCUGCCUAACCCAAUGAUAGGAUUUGGUGUACCAUCACUGCAGCACGAGAGUGUUAAUCGAUCUCUUCCUAAUUCAGCGAUUGGCGCUCCUUUCUUCUAUUAUGAAAAUGUGGCUCUAGCCCCAAAGGGAGUCUGGGACACUAUUUCAAGGUUUUUGAAUGACAUUGAACCCGAGUUCGUUGAUUCUAAGUAUUUUUGUGCUACGGCGAGGAAAAGAGGCUAUGUUCAGAACUUACCGGUUCAAAACAGAUUUCCUCUUGUUCCUCUUCCCCCACUCACCAUCCAGCAAGCAUUUCCCUUGUCGAGAAAGUGGUGGCCCCAAUGGGAUGCUCGAGAAAAACUGAACUGCAUUCGAACUGCCAUUGGGAGCGCAAAACUAACUGAGAGAAUUCGCAGUGCUCUUGAGAGAUUUGAUGGUGAUCCGCCUACCUCUGUGCAAAAGUCUAUUCUUGACGAAUGCCGCAAAUGGAAUUUGGUUUGGGUAGGGAGGAACAAGGUUGCCCCUCUAGAGCCCGAUGAAAUGGAAAUGUUAUUGGGGUUCCCGAAGAACCAUACAAGAGGAGGUGGGAUAAGUAGGACUGACAGAUAUAAAUCACUGGGUAAUUCCUUCCAGGUUGACACUGUGGCGUACCAUCUCUCGGUCCUCAAGGACAUGUUUCCAGGCGGCAUAAACCUUUUAUCCCUUUUUUCUGGAAUUGGCGGUGCAGAAGUAGCACUUCAUCGACUAGGAAUUAAAUUGAAGAAUGUAGUUUCAGUUGAGAAGUCCAAAGUGAAUAGAGAUAUAGUUAGGAGUUGGUGGGAGCAGACAAAUCAGACUGGAAAUUUAAUUGACUUCGAUGACGUCCAGGCAUUGGACGGAGAGCGACUCGAGGAAGUAAUAAGUUAUGUUGGUGGUUUUGAUCUCGUCAUCGGUGGAAGACCUUGCAACACUCUCGCCGGUAGCAACAGAGUGAGCAGGGACGGAUUGGAAGGCAAGGAGUCAUCACUCUUAUAUGAUUAUUUUCGUAUUUUAGACUUGGUCAAGUCUAUUAUGCAUAGGCCAGCUUAA